Messenger RNA from Thunnus maccoyii (southern bluefin tuna), 3552 nucleotides. It is a transcript of the gene dhx33, whose product is annotated as DEAH (Asp-Glu-Ala-His) box polypeptide 33. Bases 207 to 2252 code for a protein of 681 amino acids. Gene Ontology annotation, biological process: positive regulation of transcription by RNA polymerase I. Gene Ontology annotation, cellular component: intracellular anatomical structure; nucleolus. Gene Ontology annotation, molecular function: ATP binding; RNA binding. The record is from RefSeq and is a predicted model, not a curated record. NCBI's taxonomy places the organism in Eukaryota, Metazoa, Chordata, Actinopteri, Scombriformes, Scombridae. The transcript has 12 exons.
UUUCACAAGGACUGAUGACGACAAACAACUGCGCCGAGGUUGACCACGUGGGGACGUUUUUUGCAGAGAUAGCAAAACAACUGCAGUGACGCCUGCUUGUUCGUCAGCGAGCAUGAAAAAAAAACUUUUUUUGUUUCUUUCUGACAAUAAAGACUCUCAAGAAAAAGCCACUAAGGUUUUGCUACCAGAGUCACUUUUUCUAGACCAUGCCCCACGACCCCGCACCUCCUCCGGCUAAAAAAUUCAAGCCGGGGUCUGUUUUUUUCCGCCUCGAUAGGAAUAAACCUGGAAUGUUGCUGCCGAGAAAGGGAAAUGCAGCCACUCCGAUAGACGUCCAGAGGAAACAGCUUCCAAUCCAUCAGGCGAAACCUCAACUACUGAGCCAGCUGAGGCAGCUUCACAGCGCUAUUCUGAUAGGGGAGACAGGCUCUGGGAAGACCACACAGAUCCCACAGUAUCUGUAUGAGGCCGGCAUCGGACGACAGGGCAUCAUUGCCAUCACUCAGCCGCGUCGAGUUGCUGCAAUCUCACUGGCAGGAAGGGUGGCAGAAGAGAAGAGGACUCAGCUUGGCAAGCUGGUCGGGUACACGGUGCGUUUUGAGGAUGUCACAUCCCCUGAGACAAAGCUGAAGUUCAUGACAGAUGGCAUGCUGCUGCGCGAGGCCAUCGGAGAUCCCUUACUGCUGCGCUACACUGUGGUGGUCCUGGAUGAAGCUCAUGAGCGCACCGUGCACACCGACGUGCUGUUUGGUGUGGUUAAGACCGCUCAGCGCAGGCGCAGAGAGCUUAAUAAGAUUCCUCUGAAGGUCAUAGUGAUGUCAGCCACUAUGGAUGUGGACUUGUUCUCCGAGUACUUCAACAAGUCUCCUGUACUGUACCUGGAGGGCAGGCAGCAUCCCAUUCAGAUCUACUACACUAAGCAGUCCCAGUCAGACUAUCUCCAGGCUGCUCUCGUCUCCAUUUUCCAGAUCCAUCAGGAGGCACCUCCGUCCCAUGAUAUCUUAGUCUUCAUGACGGGCCAGGAGGAGAUCGAGGCUCUGGCAAGAACGUGCCGGGACAUUGCAAAGCAUCUUCCCGACGGUUGUGGUCCCAUGGUAGUUAUCCCUUUGUAUGCGUCGCUGCCCCCGGUGCAGCAGCUCAGGGUCUUCCAGCCAGCUCCCAAGGGUUGUAGAAAAGUUAUUCUGUCAACCAACAUUGCCGAGACAUCAGUUACAAUCUCUGGGAUCAAAUACGUCAUAGACACAGGGAUGGUGAAGGCCAAACGUUUCAAUCCUGACAGCGGACUGGAGGUGCUGGCGGUGCAGCGGGUUUCUAAAGCGCAGGCAUGGCAGCGAGCGGGCCGGGCUGGCAGGGAGGACUCCGGCUUCUGCUAUCGUCUCUACACCGAACAGGAAUUCGACAACCUCAUCCCUAUGACUGUGCCUGAGAUCCAGAGGUGUAACUUAGCCGGUGUGAUGCUGCAGCUCAUGGCUCUAGGGAUUCCAGAUGUGAUGAAUUUUGAUUUCAUGUCCAAGCCGUCCCCAGAGGCUGUUCGCUCUGCUGUGGAGCAUUUAGAGCUGCUGGGAGCGGUGGAGAGGAAGGAUGAGCAGGUUCUCCUCACUGCUCUGGGAAAGAAGAUGGCAAGCUUCCCUCUAGAGCCGAGAUAUGCAAAGACCAUCCUGUUGUCCCCCGACUACUCCUGUUCCGAGGAGAUUUUGAGCAUCGUGUCUCUGCUGUCAGUGGACACUGUGCUUUAUAACCCUCCGGCGCGGCGGGAAGAGGUGCUCGCAGCACGCAAGAAGUUCACCUCCAGCGAAGGAGACCACAUGACCCUCCUCAACAUCUACAGAGCAUUCAAGAAAGUCAGUGGUAAUAAGGAGUGGUGUCGAGAGAACUUUGUCAACAGCAGGAACAUGAGUCUGGUGAAAGAGGUCCAAGCGCAAAUCAAAGAAAUCUGCCUUAAGCUGAAUUUGAAGCUGGAGUCAUGCGGGGCGGACACAGGGAACGUUCGCCGCUGCCUUGCCCACGGGAUGUUCGUCAACGCCGCAGAGCUACAACACGACGGCAGCUACUUAGCCCUGGACACCCACCAGCCUGUGGCCAUCCACCCUUCCUCCGUCCUUUUCCAGGCCAAACCAGCAUAUGUGGUCUUCAAUGAGCUGCUGCACACGUCCCGCUGCUACAUGAGAGACCUCUGUCUGGUGGACGCCGACUGGCUGCUGGACGCAGCGCCAGAGUACUUUGGCCGCAAACUGCACCCCACCAAGAGCUAACCAAUAGAGAAACAGGACUGAAGUACAUCUCUCCUAGGAAGAUAAUACUGGAAAUAAUUGAAGAGUAUCUUAAUUGAAUUUGGAUAAAGACACUUAUUGAUUUCAUACAAGUGCAAAUCAGAACAGAACAUUUUAUCUCUGGAUUUCACUACCUCCCAGUUGACAAGCAUCUGGCAUGUGUCACUGCAGCAGGAAUCUGCAUAUCGAGGCCUCACAACUUUGACUUCCUCCAGACUGUAAUUCAGAUUUUAUAAACUGUGUUUCUUCUGCCUGAUAGUGUCUCACCAUGCUGUUCAGCCACUUCUUUAACACCUAAAAAGUAGAUUUUUUUUCGAAGGUGUUAUGCUUCAGCUCUUUCAUCCAUUUGCAUGCAUUUUAACAGCACAGAUAACCUCACUGGAGCACAGUUCUUCAAAUAAGCAAUGACUUGGGCUGAUAUGAUUUAUCUGUUCAUUUUUUCUUAAAUCAAAGCAGUGUCAGUAGAGUCAAAACAUCACUCUCCAUUUGUUAAGUUCAUAAAAUAUUCUACUCUAUUGUUAAGGCACCUUCUAACAAGUGGUUCCAGAAAGCAAAUGUAGGUUCGUUUGAGCAUUAAUUUGAAUAAUGCUUAAGAAUUAACUGAUUUAUCACAUCUUUAUUUUGCAUCCAUCAUAUUACCUUACCUAAACUUUCCCUCCCUCUAGUUUUGGGUUUAUACAAAUGGGUCUUAAAAGGUUUUAUAUAUGCAAGGACUUUAGAUUGGUUUCAAUCUAUGAUAUGUAAUCACAAGAAAACACGAAAAACACCAAAGUUGAGUUCAAAUGUUUUUACAUGUCACACUGACAUGAUUUCACUUUGAUAAUUAGUCUGCACUCGUCUUGUUAGCAUGUGCAUGCCCCUUUUUUCCACAUCUAUGAUUGUGUCACCAGUUUCCCAAAUACAUGCACGUCAGGAGAAGCAGCAUGCCAGCGUCUCCAGGUUCUACUCUUUGCUGUUGUAUGUUGCACAAAUCCUUAUUCAGCCCCUACACAGACUAACCACAGAUGUAUGCAAUGCAUGGAGAUUAUAGUUACUGAUCUGAUCACUCAGGUCUUUCAUACUUUGUGAAUGUAAGUCACAACAUGUUGAGGAAUAGAAAGGAUGCUUCCCUCGUCUUUUUUUACACUGGACUCAGGACUGUACAAUAUAUAUCAUCUGAAUAAAUUACAUAAACAGUUUCUAACUUUUCAAAACAUCAUACGCCAAAUGCAUCUGGGUAGAGAUUCAUCAGACUGUGUUACAUAGAGGUUGUGUGUUCAGUGAUUAAAUUUCUUUCAAAUCA